Messenger RNA from Camelina sativa (false flax), 279 nucleotides. The record is from RefSeq and is a predicted model, not a curated record. NCBI's taxonomy places the organism in Eukaryota, Viridiplantae, Streptophyta, Magnoliopsida, Brassicales, Brassicaceae.
CUUAAAACAAAAAUCGUAACCAAUAGUAAUAAUUGUCUAAAAUUUUAAUAGGUGCAAAUCGUGCAAGCAAAAAUGGAAAAAGUCAAAUUCUUUGCGAUAAUCUUCAUUGUGACAAUGGUUAUGACAAGUGUUUCGGCGGAAGAGCUACCGGUGCAAGUGACGACCAAUGAGGUGACUCUUGCGGCGGAGGCUGCCGCCUCAAGUUUUAAAAGCAGCGCCGGAGAGGCUGCUCAAGGAGCCAAGACAUGGGCUGAUUGGGCUACUAGCAAAAUCAGGUGA